AUGUCAGGCUCGGAUUCGCUAAAAGAUGGACUCUCAUUACCCCCACCGCCCAUCGAUAAGCGACUCAGGCUUCCGGAAGGUCAGAAUGCAAUAGCGACCAAGAGCAAGGCCAGUAAUGCAAAGACAAAGAAGGAUUAUCGAGGCUUCGUAGCUGGAGUAUUUUCAGGGAUUGCGAAACUGAGUGUUGGCCAUCCGUUCGAUACUAUAAAGGUUCGGCUGCAAACCACACAAAGCACACGUUUCAAGGGUCCGCUAGAUUGCCUCUUGCAGACCCUGCGUAACGAGGGCGUCACAGCAUUGUAUAAGGGCGCCACGCCCCCUCUCAUGGGGUGGAUGGUCAUGGACUCCGUACGGUUGCUGUUCGAACACGUUUUCAGCAACCAGAGACUGCGGACGAUUAUCCCGUUAGCGAGCAAAGAUACACCGGACAGGCUUCCAGCCUUUGGCCACGGAAUUGCCGGAAUCAUGGCUGGCUCGACGGUCAGCUUCAUAGCGGCUCCUGUAGAACAUGUCAAAGCUCGACUGCAGAUUCAAUACGCAGCGGAUAAGAAGCAGCGACUAUACAGCGGCCCGGUCGACUGCACGAGGAAAAUUCUCCGCCACCACGGUAUCCGAGGCCUUUAUCACGGUCUUUGCUCGACACUGCUAUUCCGCUCUUUCUUCUUCUUCUGGUGGGGCACGUAUGAUAUUUUCUCGCGAGUGAUGCAGAAGUACACCAAGCUUUCCGCACCCGCAAUCAACUUCUGGGCUGGCGGCCUUUCAGCGCAAGUGUUUUGGAUCACAUCAUACCCAUCCGAUGUUGUAAAGCAGCGUAUCAUGACGGAUCCAUUGGGAGGCGGGCUUGGUGACGGCGAGAGGAAGUUCCGGCGGUGGAAGGAUGCAGCAAUCGCCGUUGGAAGAGAAAACGGCUGGAGGGGUUACUGGCGAGGGUUCCUGCCAUGCUUUUUAAGGGCGUUCCCUGCGAAUGCCAUGGCGUUGGUGGCCUUUGAAGGGGUGAUGAGAUGGUUACCGUAA
Molecule: messenger RNA, 1014 nt
Organism: Coccidioides posadasii C735 delta SOWgp
Lineage: Eukaryota; Fungi; Ascomycota; Eurotiomycetes; Onygenales; Onygenaceae
Source: RefSeq, a predicted model, not a curated record